Molecule: messenger RNA, 3678 nt
Organism: Paramecium sonneborni
Lineage: Eukaryota; Ciliophora; Oligohymenophorea; Peniculida; Parameciidae
Source: the annotation of a GenBank genome assembly
GUUUACUUUAAAUACUUCCAGAUCCAACCAGUAAAGCCAUCUUAAUUUUAUAUUAGAGAAUGAAAUGUUAAACAAUAUAUAUUCCUACAAAAGUUGUUAUAAAUUAAUUUCACAGUAUGAGAUCUAUGGAUGGAGAAUAGAAAAUUAUACCAUAGAAAAUGAUUUUGGAUUCAAUAAAAUAAAAGUAGAGUUAAAUUAUAUUCAAUAGAUUAAAGGUACCAAUAAAAUUUCCUGAUAGAAAGAAAGGUGAGAAAUUUCUGAGUUGUGUUAAAGAGAAAGUUGAAUAAUAAAAAAAAGAGCAUUAAGUAAAGGUUAAGUGAUUUAUUAUUAUAUAUAUUAAUUUUAUAUGAUACUUGAAUAUGCUGUAAUAAUUGUUAAUACAAGAUUAGUUAAAUGAAGAAGAUGAAUAUAAAAGAAUGACAAAUAUCACUCGAGGAUGUCAAUAAUUAGCAUAAUAAUUACCAUUCUAUGAAUCAUUUAAUAACUCUAAUUUAAUAAGAUAAUGUAUAAUUAUUAGUACUAUCAAGUAUUUUGUUGUUAUCCCUUUUAAGAAGAACCUGUAAGACUAUUACUCAAUAUAAUGAUGGAGAGAUUUCAAAAUCUUGAGUUUUUAAAUUGUUUACAUAAAGGUUUGAGUGAACUUUCCUUAUUACAAGAAUAAAAAACAAUGUUGAGUUGCAGAUCAGCUGGUAGAAGAAGAAAAAGUCAAUAAAAGUACUAAAAUUUAAUAUUAGGAAUAUAAAUUGAAUAAAGAUUGGCUAAAAAUGUAAUAGAAAGCUUAGUCAUAUCUAAACAAUUUGGAGUGACUUAUCUAAAACCAUUGUUUCUUUUAGUUUCUAAAUUGAAAUAAUCACUAGAAAGUAGAUGUGGAAUCUUCAUUUCAUUCUUAUACAAUACUAGAGAUCAAUAAGUUAUGAAAUUAUUAGUAGAUAUCUUUUAAGAUUGUAAAAAUGAAAUAUUUGGUGUUUGUACUUGGGUAAAUAGAAUAGAAGAUUAAUUUGACCAAUGUAUUUAAUUUAAUAAUUAAAAAGAUUUCUAUUAAAAUUAAAUUUUAAGAUCAUCUAAUUCUAUUUAAGUUGAUAUUGAAUAACAUGGUGAUCAAAGUGAUUCAAGUGAAUCUUCUAUUGAAAUUGAUCCCAAUGAAGAAAUAUAAAAAUGGAUAUGUUAAGAUGAAACACCUCUUGUUAAUGAAAAAUUGGAUUAUUUUAGAAGUCCUGAAUGUGUAGAGUUCAUUUUAAAAUACAUCUUUGACCCAAAUUAUUUCUCUACUAUUCAUGAAUGGGUAAUCAAAUAUUCUUUUAUAAUAAUAGUCUUAUCAUUAUAGUGAUUUAAAGAUUAAACAUAAUUAUAAAUCUAGAAAGCUUGAUUAAACUUAAGAAAUAGAUUAAUUAAGUCUUAUUCGUUCUAUGAAAACGUUAAAAUUGUUGAUGAAUGAAAAUAAUUAUACUCUAAUUAAUAAACUUGUUCCAUAAUUCAUUAUUAAAUUAUGUAUCAUAUUAAUAUAUAAUUAGUUCAUUGCAUUUAUGAUGCUUUAAAUGAUAAAGAUAAAAAUGUAGAUCUUAAUCAAAUUACUCAAUUGUUGGAUUUCUUAUUAUAAACUAAUCGAAGAUAAUCUAUUUUAUUAAUUAUUGAAUUAAAUUUGAUGUUUUAAUUUGUAUCAUUAAUGUAUAAUGAAAAUAUCGAAACACUUGUUUAAAGUAAAAAUAUAAUUAAUUAAUAUAUAGAAAUAAUCAUGGAUGAAUAUGAUAUGGGAAACUAUGUUUUUGAGUAAUUUUGGUUAUAUUUAGAAUGUACUAAUUGGAUAUAAUAUUUUUUAUUUAUGUCACUUAAAAUAAAAGUUGAUACUUUUAAAGCUAAUAAAAAUAAUUAAAGUGAUAAGACAGUUAAUAUUACAGGAUUAUUAAAAUCAUAAGUGAAUUUUGAUCGUUUUAGUAACAAUAAUGAAAUAGAUCUUAUUGAAAAGAAAAAACUAACUGAUUUUUUAGGAUAAAUGUAACCAGGAAAAAAUUACAUAUAGUAAUUUGGUAUGAAUUAAUUAAAUUGGCAUUUAAAUUAAGAUAUUCGUGAAUAUUUAUAUGCGAGUGAAAUUGAGGGAAAAGAUAUUGAUAAUUUUAGACUUUUUAUUAGUGAGAGAUAAAAAUAUUAAUCAACUGUUUAAAUUUUAUUAAGAGAUAAACAUUUUAUUUAAUAGGGUAUGAGAAAUGAUACUUUACAUAUAAGACCUAAUAGUAGAAGAAAAAUCAAAGAAACUUUGUAAAUAAAAGAUUUUACAAAUCAUUAAAUUGCUUAAACAAUAAAAUAAUUACCAAGACUUACAAUUGGAAAUUAAGAAUUAUCAAAAUGGAUUUAACCAUCUAAAAUUUCUAGUUAAGUUAGUAUAAGUUAAAUCCCAAGUAAAAGUCCAAAGCUUUAUCCAAUCAGAACAGAAUAAAGUGUUGAUAUAUCUUCAUUUUAUGAAGGAUUUUCAAGUGGAAGAUUAAGAGGAUUGUAUCCAAGUCCCAAAAUUUAAAUUCAAUCUAGUAGUUUUGAAAGAAAAGCAAUUAUAUAUACAUCUGAUAUAUCUUUAUUACCAUCUUGUAUUUCUAUUAUGAAAAUACUUGUUUAAAGUGUUUUUUAAAAUAUGGCUCAUUUAACUUAAACUGAUAAACGACAACAAUAACGAUUUAAAAUAGAAUAGGAUUUUAUUUUACCUUAAUUUUUUAAUAAAGAUAUUUUAACUUAAAUUUUUAGAGUAUACUUAUAUGAUAUUAUCAAUAAUGAUAAUUCUAUAUCAUAAAUUUCAUGUGAAUGCGGCAUAAUUAUAAAUGAAAUCUUUUUAAAUUGUAAAUAACAUUCUGAACUUCAUUCCUAUAAAAAAAUUUUAAAAGAUUGUUUUUAUGAGAUUGGAGAUUAUAUUUGUAAAGUUAUUGUUAAAUUGCAUGAUGAUUCAUCCUCUAAAUUUAAAAGAUUUCUAUUAAUUACAACUCUUUAAGAAGGUUUAAUGUUAUUUGGAGAAAAGUAAGAUACUCCAAAAAAUGUAUUUAGUUUAAUGAAUGAAACAAUGUUACAUUUACUUAUUGUUUGGUUUUUUGAUAGUGAUUAAAGCAAUUUAUAUUAAUAAACUUUUGUGAAGUAUUUUUUAAAUAUUUACUAGAUUAUUUUCGAUUAUAUUUUCAAGAGGUCCUUCCUAUCUACUAGGUAAUAUCUUAUUUAAACUUGGAUUAAUUAGUUCAUUACACAAUGCUUAUUUUAACUUUUUUGUAAAUAGUAUCAAAUUUACAAAUGGUGUCGAAAGUUUAUUCUAUUAUGUUAGUAUUCUUAUCUAUGCAAUUUAAAAAUCAAUAAAUUUAAGAAAAAUAUAAUCAAUUUUAAAUAAUUUAGAACCAUUAAAUUCUUGGAAAUCUUUAAGAGAUAUAUAAAUAGAUAAUAAUUCUCUAUUUGUAUAACAAAUUGAAUUAAUAAUUAUGGAUAAUGAUGGAAGAACUCCAAGAUAACUACUAAAAAAGAAAACAAUUACAAUUUAAAAUAAAAAUAUCAUCUAAGGAAGGAGAUCUUAAAUUACUAUGCUUACUAGUCAUAAGUAAAAAUAUAAAUAAAUUUAAAAGAUUUUCGAUGUAAUAAACCGCAACUAAUUUAGUUAACUUAAUAAAAGUUAAGGAUAAAUUAUUACUCAAUUAGAAAAAAAGUAUUAAUUUUUGA